Thunnus maccoyii (southern bluefin tuna) is the source of this 2202-nucleotide messenger RNA. It is a transcript of the gene echdc2, whose product is annotated as enoyl CoA hydratase domain containing 2. Bases 87 to 1070 code for a protein of 327 amino acids. Gene Ontology annotation, molecular function: enoyl-CoA hydratase activity. The transcript is spliced from 11 exons. The record is from RefSeq and is a predicted model, not a curated record. Gene Ontology annotation, biological process: fatty acid beta-oxidation. Gene Ontology annotation, cellular component: mitochondrion. NCBI's taxonomy places the organism in Eukaryota, Metazoa, Chordata, Actinopteri, Scombriformes, Scombridae.
CUUCUCAGACAGGAAGAAACCUGCACUAAACUUCCUGCAACUUUCCGGACAAGCUUCCUGUCUGUAACGGCGAAUGAUAAAUAAACAUGACAACUCUCCUUUGCAGACUGGUGGGGCCGAGGUGGUUGGGUGUAAUUCUGCCGGAUACACACGCACGAACACCGUAUCUGACCCCCCGGGACAGAACGCGACAGCUGGCCGGUGGAGGUCGUUCUCUGACGGGUUACAGCCGCGCACUCAGCCGUAAGCAGCAUACAGAGGCGGAAGCUGCUGUAGAGGUGGAUCUGAAGCGGUUGGAUGGGGAAGACAAUGGUAUAGCAGAGGUGCUGAUGUGCCGACAUGUGGCAAGAAACUCUCUGGGCCAUGUGUUUGUGUCACAGAUGAGGGAGCUGGUGUCCACUCUGUCCAAUGACUCAGCAGUGCGUGUGGUUGUCUUCAGGAGUUUGGUGCCGGGGGUUUUCUGUGCAGGUGCUGACCUGAAAGAGAGAGCUCUGAUGAACAACUCUGAGUCCGAUCUGUUUGUUCACAACCUGCGAUCCCUCAUGACUCAGAUAGCGUUGUUGCCCAUGCCGACCAUCGCUGCGGUGGACGGCGCAGCUCUGGGAGGUGGCCUGGAGCUGGCCUUGGCCUGUGACCUUCGCUCUGCUGCGUAUUCUGCACAGAUGGGUCUGAUUGAGACAACACGGGGGCUGCUCCCAGGGGCGGGGGGCAGUCAGCGUCUACCGCGGAUGGUCGGCAUGACUCUGGCCAAAGAGCUCAUCUUCACAGGUCGGCGUGUGGGAGGGCAGACAGCUCUGGAGAUGGGGCUCGUAAACAGAGCUGUGGAACAGAACCAGACAGGAGACGCUGCCUACAGAGAGGCACUCAGCCUGGCCAGAGAGAUACUGCCUCAGGCUCCUAUCGCUGUGCGUAUGGCAAAAGAAGCAAUGAACAGAGGCUUUGAGGUCGACAUCAGUUCAGCAAUGGCAAUAGAGAGGAUGUGUUAUGCUCGGGUCAUUCCCACGCGUGACAGACAAGAGGGUAUGGCUGCCUUUAUAGAGAAGAGACCUCCGCGGUACACUGGAGAAUAAACACUUCUGAGUCACUGAGUUUCAGUGACUCAUAAGUGAGAGACACAGAGGCAAAGCACUCUCUCUAACCCCAUGUCUGAUUGUCUGACAAUUAACUCCCAUUGAUUGUCUGCGUGCAUCCCAGCCAGUGUCAAUACAUUAGUUUAGGGCAGCGUGACCAUCCAGUGGUGACUGUUUGCACUUGUGAUAUUCAGGAUGAGACAGAUUUGAUUUCAUUUGAUCCAAAACACAACAACAUAAUAUGACAAUAAAAAUAAUAUGAAUAAAAAUAAAGCUUUUCCUAAUGGCAGUUUCUUACUUUUACUCACACGUUCUAUACUUCAUGGUUGAUAUGAAGCUCAUCUUUGUGAGGUGACUGAAUAAAAAAAGACGACACAGUUGUCAUCUCCAGUUUAUGGGAAUGUACAUUCUUUAUUUCCAAACUUGAAAACAUGACUCUCAGCAGCAACAUGGCACAGUCAUAGCAGACAUACAGUAUCCACACUUUUGCAUCUUCCAUCUUAAUUACAUUUUUGCCAAAAACUGGCCUUCAUCCCGGGCGAUGUUCAGCGGCUCAACUAAACAAUCCAAGGUAAACAGGAGCAACAGGAAAGAACAAAAAAAACAAAAAACAGGUUCUUCUAUCUGCUCAGGACCUAUGCAUAAGAAGCAAGCUUAUAAAACGACACCUGGUUUAAAGAACACAGUAAGGCCAUAACUCACUGAGCAGAUGAGGUGAUGUGUGUGGCUGUUUUAGUGUACCAUUGCCCUUUGUAGCCCAAUAUUUUAUUUUUAUUUCCAUUCAUAUAAGUUUUACCACUGGUAUACCUGCUGAAGCAAAGACCCACUUUUCCUCAAAAUUUGUCAUCACUAUAUCAGGGCUUUGACAGCAACACCAACUUGGAUUGCAUAGAGAACGAUGACGGGAGCCUUUAUAUGAGAAUCAAGACAUCAGAUGAAAAAGGAGAAUACGGGCAUCAAGGUCAGCUGGCUUCUCUGGACAGCAGACGUAUAUCUGGUAAAUUACAUCCUGGUGGAUACUAAAGUCACACGGCCAUUUCAGAGCACAGAAAAAUAACCUUGAAUACUUCUGAUAACACCACCUACGCUCUCUCCUGGGUAAAUAACAUUCCUCCUUUGUUUACCCCGCUUU